Messenger RNA from Gavialis gangeticus (Gharial), 3170 nucleotides. RefSeq names its product NIMA related kinase 6 (gene NEK6). Lineage: Eukaryota; Metazoa; Chordata; Crocodylia; Gavialidae. The record is from RefSeq and is a predicted model, not a curated record. The transcript is spliced from 11 exons. Gene Ontology annotation, molecular function: protein kinase activity; ATP binding. Bases 55 to 1152 code for a protein of 365 amino acids. Gene Ontology annotation, biological process: protein phosphorylation.
GGCAGACUCCGUGCAGCAGGACAGCACACUCCUUAGGGCAGAGUUUGGCAUGUUAUGAUGGAAGGACAACAUAACCAUCCACAUCAUCUAGGGGACCAGAACAACCCUCUUUGCAAACUGCCAGGACAGGAAUAUCAGCAUGAUCCUCAACAGAGGCAUCUGACGUCCUACCCAUACCGCUGCACCUUGGCAGAUUUUCAGAUAGAGAAAAAGAUCGGCCGAGGGCAAUUCAGCGAAGUCUACAAAGCAACUUGCCUUCUGGACAGAAAACCUGUGGCGUUAAAGAAAGUUCAGAUUUUUGUAGGCGAAGUGCCUUCUCCCCGUCAGAAUUCUCCCGCCAGUGGAAAGGAUGGAAAGGGACAGUUCAUAGAGUCAAGCCCUGAAGGGACGAUUAGAUCAUCUGAUAUGAGCUGCAGAUCACAGGCCACGAAUUUAACUUGUAUUUUUGAAAUGAUGGAUGCCAAGGCCAGACAGGAUUGCAUUAAAGAAAUCGAUCUUUUAAAGCAAUUGAACCACCCCAAUAUAAUUAAGUAUUUGGAUUCUUUUAUUGAAGACAAUGAAUUGAACAUUGUUUUGGAACUGGCAGAUGCAGGUGAUCUCUCUCAGAUGAUUAAGUAUUUUAAAAAGCAGAAACGGUUAAUCCCGGAAAGGACGGUGUGGAAAUAUUUUGUGCAGUUGUGCAGUGCUGUUGAACACAUGCACUCCCGCAGGGUGAUGCACAGAGACAUAAAACCAGCCAAUGUGUUUAUAACAGCCACAGGUGUGGUGAAGCUGGGAGAUCUCGGAUUAGGCCGCUUUUUUAGUUCUAAAACCACUGCAGCACAUUCCUUAGUGGGAACGCCAUACUAUAUGUCCCCAGAAAGAAUACAUGAAAAUGGCUAUAACUUUAAAUCGGAUAUCUGGUCUUUGGGCUGUUUACUGUAUGAGAUGGCAGCUCUGCAGAGCCCUUUCUACGGGGAUAAAAUGAAUCUGUUUUCUCUCUGCCAAAAGAUAGAGCAAUGUGACUACCCUCCUCUCCCAGCUGAACAUUAUUCUGAAAAGCUCCGGGAACUGGUCAGCAUGUGCAUAUACCCUGAUCCGGGUCAGAGGCCUGACAUCGGUUACGUGCACCAAAUAGCAAAACAGAUGCAUGUUUGGACCUCCAGCACUUGAAGCAUCUGCAAACACUCUCUAAGAAAAGCCAUCACAGCUUAGUCUUACUUGAAUUUUAUUUCUCAGAUGAAACCGACCGGUGCCUAGUCACACUCAAGUGAGAGAGUUGAGCACUCAUAGCAAGAUGCUCCAUUAUUUCUGCAGGUUAUUCGACAAGGACUCUUACACGGUGGUCAUGCUUUAAAGUGACGAUUCUGUGAGGUAUUGCAAGUGUUUUGUUGUUUUUUUUUUAAGCCAAUAAUGUUACAGAUGUAGAUCAUUUAAGGGUCCUUUCUUAACUGUUGUGUGUAAUCUAGGAUAGAUUAUAUUAACAAGGGUGUCUCAUUGAGCAUUUGGGGCACCCCCCUCUAUCUUAACUGUAAUGUGAAGUAUUGAAACAAUUCCUUCAGUGAAAUCACUUUAUACUAAUGUAAGAAUUGCGGUAGAUUUUUGUGUAAUUUGUAUAACUGCUACUUUGCCUCUUCUGUACCUGGUUAAUAGCAAAUUCAGUUUUUAGUUCAUAUAUUUUUAAAGCAUCCAGUUAUGUGUUUUUUAAAUUCCCUCCUUUGCAAACAGGAAGUGGGGAGGAGGGAACAUUUGUUUGAAGAUUUUUUUUUUUUGUAAUUGAAAAUUUAGAGUGAACAUUUUGCUGAUGCAUUUAUCUGUUAACUUGGCUAUAGCCAAUGCGGUGGCCUUAGCACAUACCUGAAAAACAUUGCUUCCAUAAGCAAUUUAUCUUUUUAAGCUGUUUCCCCUUUGGCAUUGAUCUAGUUAGACUCAAAGUCCUUAUUAUGAAUCAGUGUUACUCUAAGCCAGUUUUAUUUUGGGGAAGAGACUAUUACCAAAUCCAAUGGCACUUCAGUAAAACUGAAAGCAAAGCAGUGCUUUAGACCUCUCUGAAACAGGGAUAUCAGAUUUAGCCUGAAAGAAGUCAGAUUCUUUGCGCAACUGAAAUUCUAACCGAGGAUCAGUCCAUACCUAUUUAACUGUGAAAGCUAAGUUAUAAAAUGUGAAUUUCUUUGAAAAACGCAACCUGAUUUGAAGGACACAGCUUGUUUAAAAAGACUAAUUUUUCUUUUUUUUAAUAGAUGAAAAUUUUCAGUCAACUAAAUUCAUUCAUUGAAUCAAUGAUUACUGUCAAGGAAAAGUACUCACUGCUUUAAAACCUGAACAUACGGAUUCACGUUCAAGUGUUUCUGUUUCACCUGCCUUUUCAGGGAAUCAGUGCUGCAGUUACUAUUCUUGAAGGAUGACAGCGGGGGAACAGGCCCCGUCCUGCUCCCCAGCUCCCUCCGUGCGGCACGUGCCUUACUGCCACCAUGGUGACGUGGCGCAAGUGCUGGGGCACCCUUGUUCUUUAAGAAAACCACACAACCAUUAGUCUUUUGGAAAUCAAAUUGGGGUAAAAGGGUACCAUACCUGCCAACAUGCUCUUAAUGGAUUUUUUUCACUACUUAAAGGAAAACUGCAGUGCCAAUUUAACACCUCAGAUCAGCAUUUAGAAAUUUGAUUGAAAGUGAAAGUGCUUUAACAGAAAAGGUAUUAAUUGCUGUGAAUGAUGCUGGUAUCACUUAAUGGAAGAUGCCGUUUUUUCUUGACGCUUCCUAGCAGGAAGCCCAGCCUGGGCUCUCGUUUGAGAGCUGGGAAAUGCAAAUCAGCAUGAGAACGCAGGGGAGAAGCUAGGACCCUCCCUACAUUCCCAUGCGAAGCGGUUGAGAAACUACCAAGAACCCAGGUUCUGGUUCAUUUAUUCUUGUAGUUCAGGCUAUGAAUCACUGCCUUUACACUGCAGGUUUCCUUUAAACCUUAGUGGCAACUACACAUUCAUAGAUAAGGUUGUGCAAACGCCUCUGUGGGUGUAACAUAGAAUCGGAGUUCUCUGACUGUCAGGAGGGCUCACGGCGUUUGAGCAUCUCUAUCAGUCUGGUCACUUUCUUGCUACAUAAAAUCUAUUAGUGCUUAUAAGUAAAUGUAUUUCAACAGGUAACUUUUUGCAACUGUGCAUUUUUAGAUAAAUAAAACAAUGAUUUACAAAAUCA